AUGUUGGCCAGCUUGACUUCCGAGCUGGACAGGCUGUCCCCUCGCUUCGAGGUCCAGCCCACCCAGAUUGAGAUCCUCUCGACCCCUUCUGAGUUCUAUGAGGCGCUCAAGACUAAAAUCUCCACCGCCAAGCGGAGAGUAUACCUCUCCACUCUCUACAUAGGCAAGACCGAGCAUGAGCUGAUCUCAGUCAUUCGGGACGCUCUUCAACGUAACCCGGACCUCAAGGUAUCAUUCCUGACGGAUGCUCUCCGCGGAACCCGUGAGACGCCCAAUCCAUCAUGUGCAUCCCUCCUCGCUCCUCUCGUCGAAGACUUCGGAGCGGGCCGUGUGGAGAUUCGCAUGUUCCAUACGCCAAACCUGUUCGGCGUGCGGAAGAAGCUGCUCCCUCGCCGCAUCAACGAAGGAUGGGGCCUGCAACACAUGAAGCUGUACGGCGUGGACGAUGAGUUGAUCAUGUCCGGAGCAAACCUCUCCAACGACUACUUUACGAACCGUCAGGACCGUUACCACGUCUUCUCGUCCGCCGAGAUCACCGACUACUUCUUCCGCAUCCACUCUGCCAUCAGCAACCUCAGCUACCUCAUUUCUCCCUCGCCAUCCUCUCCGGGCGGCUACACCAUGACAUGGCCCACCAGCAACGCCGGCCCGUCUCCCCUCGACGACCGCAACACCUUCAAGAAAGCCGCCUCGGACCUCCUCACGCCCCUCAUCCGCCCGGCCGCGACGCCGCUCCCCUCCUCGCCCACCUCCACCCUCAUCUACCCCCUCCUCCAAUUCACCUCCGUCCUGCCGCCCGCCAACGACACCAGCACCGAACUCCCCGCCAUGACGUCCCUCCUCACGCACCUCACGCGGCCCGCGCACGCCGGCAGCGCCUGGACCUUCACCGCCGGCUACUUCAACAUGACGCCGUGGAUGCGCUCCCUCCUGCUCGCCACCGACCCCGUCCGCGGCACCGUCGUCGCCGCCGCGCCGCAGGCCAACGGCUUCUACGGCUCCGCCGGCGUCUCGGGCAUGCUGCCCGCCGCGUACACGCUGCUGGCCCGCCGCUUCCUGCAGGCCGUCGCCGCCGUCGAUGGACUCGCCCACCGCGUCAGGCUGCUCGAGUGGCGCCGCGGCACCGUCGGCGAGCCCGACGGCUGGACCUACCACGCCAAGGGCUUCUGGGUCACGCUGCCGGGCGAGACCGAGACGGGCAGUGGCGGCAACAAACAGGUCGACGCGUCUUCCCCGUCCUCGUCCUCGCCGACGUCGGAAAGAAGCUCGGAGCAGCAGCAGCAGCAGCAGCAGUCCGGCCCCUCCAUCGCCAUCAUCGGCAGCAGCAACUACACCAAGCGCAGCUACGAGCUCGACCUCGAGGCCGGCGCCAUGAUUGUGACGCGGGACGUGGACCUGCGCCGGCGGCUGGGCGCCGAGGAGGCGCGCCUGGCCCGCGGCGAGUGGGCGCGCGAGGUCGGCAUGGGCGAGUUCGAGCGGACGGAGCGCAGGGUCGGGCUGCACGUGAGGAUUGCCAUGUGGAUCGUUACGAUUUUGGGCGGUGCUUUGUAG
Messenger RNA from Diplodia corticola, 1551 nucleotides. RefSeq names its product cdp-diacylglycerol-glycerol-3-phosphate 3-phosphatidyltransferase. Bases 1 to 1551 code for a protein of 516 amino acids. Lineage: Eukaryota; Fungi; Ascomycota; Dothideomycetes; Botryosphaeriales; Botryosphaeriaceae. Gene Ontology annotation, biological process: cardiolipin biosynthetic process. The transcript has 4 exons. The record is from RefSeq and is a predicted model, not a curated record. Gene Ontology annotation, cellular component: mitochondrion. Gene Ontology annotation, molecular function: CDP-diacylglycerol-glycerol-3-phosphate 3-phosphatidyltransferase activity.